Saccoglossus kowalevskii is the source of this 1017-nucleotide messenger RNA. Its product is annotated as calpain clp-1-like. Gene Ontology annotation, biological process: proteolysis. The record is from RefSeq and is a predicted model, not a curated record. NCBI's taxonomy places the organism in Eukaryota, Metazoa, Hemichordata, Enteropneusta, Harrimaniidae. Gene Ontology annotation, cellular component: cytoplasm. Gene Ontology annotation, molecular function: calcium-dependent cysteine-type endopeptidase activity.
AGGGCAAUAGUUGAUUGGUUAACUCAUGACAGAAAUUUUCAAUUUAUUACAGGAUUUCUUACGAAGACUUCUGUGAACAUUUUAAUGAGGUUACAAUAUGUACUGUUGGUCCAGACUUUGACGGCGAUGGCGUUGCAGACAUUGUCGAAAACCAAGGAGAAAAGUAUUACCUGAAAACGUUGCGAGGUGCCUGGAUUAAAGGUGUCAAUGCUGGAGGCUGUAGAAAUAAUAUUGACAAAUUUGUGACAAAUCCACAAUUUGUCAUUACGCUGACAGAGCCAGAUGACUGGAAUCCAGAAACUGAUGAGAUUGAAGAACAGGGUAAAUGUUCCAUAGUGGUUGCUCUGAUGCAAGAAUAUAGACGAAAACACAAACAUUUAGCAAAUAAAUAUCACCAAAUUGGAUUCAUUCUUUAUAAGACUGACAAUCCCAAUGAACGAUUAACAAAAGAACAUUUCAUGUACAACUACGCUACAGCAAAGUCAGGUGUUUAUAUUAAUUAUCGUGAAGUAAAUAAACGACUCUCAUUGGAUCCUGGGCAUUAUGUAUUGAUUCCAUCGACCUUUGACCCAGAUUGUGUUGCUUCAUUCCUUAUAAGGAUAUUUGCUGAAAAACGAUUUGAUUGCAAACAAAUAUAGACAGACUGAUGUGAAGCUGAUGAAAAUAAGCAUUCAGUGAUUCUACAACAGGAAGAUCUAAUAAGCAUUUAGUGAUUCUACAACAGGAAGAUCUAAUAAGCAUUCAGUGAUUCUACAACAGGAAGAUCUAAUAAGCAUUCAGUGAUUCUACAACAGGAAGAUCUAAUAAGCAUUCAGUGAUUCUACAACAGGAAGAUCUAAUAAGCAUUCAGUGAUUCUACAACAGGAAGAUCUAAUAAGCAUUCAGUGAUUCUACAACAGGAAGAUCUAAUAAGCAUUCAGUGAUUCUACAACAGGAAGAUCUAAUAAGCAUUCAGUGAUUCUACAACAGGAAGAUCUAAUAAGCAUUCAGUGAUUCUACAACAGGAAGAUCUAAUAA